Molecule: messenger RNA, 2735 nt
Organism: Rhododendron vialii
Lineage: Eukaryota; Viridiplantae; Streptophyta; Magnoliopsida; Ericales; Ericaceae
Product: pentatricopeptide repeat-containing protein At4g19191, mitochondrial-like
Exons: 6
Coding region: 75-2573 (832 amino acids)
Biological process (GO): RNA modification
Molecular function (GO): RNA binding; protein binding
Source: RefSeq, a predicted model, not a curated record
CUCUCUCUCUCUCUCUCUCUCUCUCUCUCUCAUGAGCUUUCUCUGUCGUCUAUCCUCUUCCUCUAUAUAAAUAGAUGUGGCCUCUUGACAUUCGGAACGCAUACAACCUGUUCGAAGAAAUAACCCGAAGGUGCCAUUUUCUGCGUAACUCUGUACAUUGUUUAUCAAACAUUGCAUCGAAUCAAACCCAUUCCAACGAAUACCCAAUUCGAUUUUCUAAUGAAAAUGAAACUGUUAUAUCUUGGACCUCAAAAAUCUCAACUUUAGUGAGGAGAGAGAAGCCCCGAGAGGCCAUUGGGUUGUUCAAAUCCAUGCUUGUAAACAAUCAAAGGCCAAAUUACGUGACUAUUUUGAGCGUCACACGGGCCGUUGGUGAUUUGGGUUCUGAAAAUAUGACCCAGGCAAUUCAUGGGUUGUUGUUAAAAUUGGGGUUUGAAUCAGAAAUUCCGGUCGUAACUGCCCUUCUAGGUGUUUACUCUAUGUGGGACGUUGAAGUUGUAUGGAAGCUGUUUGAUCAAAUACCCAAGAGAGAUAUGGUUUUGUGGAAUGCAAUGGUUUCAGUAUGCGCCAGGAGCGGGCAAUACAGAGAGGCGUUUGAGAUUUUUAGGGAAAUGCAGUACGAUGGUGUCAAACCAAGCGAUGCCAGCAUUGUAAGCAUACUACCUGCUUGUGCUGCUCUUGCUAAUUUGUCCUUGGGCAGACAGGUACAUGGUUUCUCUGUGAAAUGUGUCUGUUAUCCUUAUACAAAUGUUCAAAACUCACUUGUAGAUAUGUAUGCAAAAUGUGGGAAACUUGAGACCUCCAUUCAAGUGUUCAAUAGAAUUGAAAAGAAGGAUCUUGUUUCUUGGAGGACUAUGCUUCAUGGGUGUAUCACCAAUGAUUGCCCACUAACAGCACUGAAAAUGGUAUCUAGGAUGCGAUCUAGUUGCUUUAGACCAGAUGAACUUGUUAUCCUAGAUGCAAUUGGAGCCUCUGCUCAAGAAGAAAAACUUUGUUUUGGUCUUGGAUUUCACGGUUAUAUCGUGAAAAGUGGUUUCUUGGAUUUUGUUUCGGUUGUGACUGCACUUCUCCAAAUGUAUGCGAAGUUUGGAGAGUUUGGUUCAGCUGGGGUUUUAUUUUAUCAUAUCAAUCAGAAAGAUCUUAUUGCUUGGAGUGCCAUGAUAUCGGCAUAUGCGCAGGGUGGACAUCCUUUGAAUGCUUUAGACACUUUUAAAAAGAUGCAAUCAACAAAUGAGAAGCCUAAUGAGAUCACUUUAGUCAGUGUAUUACAAGCUUGCUCUUCUUUGGGAGUUCAAGAACUUGCGGAGAGCAUCCAUGCACAUGUGACUAAAGCUGGCUACUGUUCCAACACAAUACUAAUACCAGCAUUAAUUGAUAUAUAUUGCAAAUUCGGAAGGAUAAGGCAAGGAAAGGCUCUUUUUGAUGAAAUUCGUAUCAAAGAUCUUGUAUGUUGGAGCUCAAUGAUCAACGGUUAUGCGAUAAAUGGGUGCGGUAUCGAGGCUCUGGAGACUUUUUCAAAAAUGUUGAGCUUUGGGUUAAAGCCCAAUGAAAUUGUUUUUAUUUCUCUUCUAUCUGCUUGCAGUCAUUGUGGGCUGGAAAAUGAAGGCUGGAAAUGGUUUUAUGCAAUGGAAAGGAUAUACGGUAUUGCUCCAAAACUUGCACACUAUGCUUGCAUGGUGGAUCUGCUUAGUCGUCAAGGACAUGUGGAAGAAGCCCUUGAAUUUGUGAAAGGUAUGCCUAUUGAGCCUGAUAAAAGAAUUUGGGGUGCUCUACUUGCUGGUUGUAGAUCAAUUCGUGGCUCUAUCGAGGUAGCAGAAUUUGUGGUGGAACAGCUCAUCGGCUUGGGCCCAGAAAGUACUAGUUGUUAUGUGGUAUUGUCAAACUUGUAUGCAGAGCAGUGUAGAUGGCAAGAUGUGGAGAGGUUGCGGGAUUUGGUAGACAAGAAGGGAUUGAGGAAGGAAAUAGGCUAUAAUCUUUUCCAUAUAAGCUUUGAUUUAUGUACUGUUGUCAUGAAAGAAGGAAUACUUGAAGUACUACUUGUCAGUGCAAAAGGCAUUAGAAACACCAAUGUUAUUGGGAGAUCAGCAUAUUAUGUGGUCAUUGAAUGUGGUGCUCAAGUGGAAAGAACCAAAACUUCAACAGGCAAUCACAAAGAAAUAUGCUGGAACGAAAAGUUUGCAUUUGAAUUUCCCUCUUCCGAAUGGGAAAACUUGACUCACCUCAAAUUUAAAAUCAUGGCUGAGGAAUGUUUGUUUGAAGGUGGAUUUGUUGGUGAAACCAUAAUUUAUCUCCAAGGAAUAAUCAUGGAGGGAAAUGACAAUGGAUUUUUAGAAGUAAGACCAGCUCCGUACAAUGUUGUGCUAGAAGAUGACACUUACAAAGGAGAGAUCAAGAUCGGGAUCAAAUUCUUUCCUAAUAAAGCAACGUAUACGGACAGAGGAAUACAUGUCAAAGAGGAACCGGAAUCAAGACAAUCGAUAUGUAGAACCAUCAUGAAUCUCGUUAGAAUCCCAUGGGGGAGGUUCUUGUUUUUCUAUAAUCGUAAUUGUGAAGACAAGCAAAAGCAAGUUUAGGAGGCAACUGGGUUGUAAUAAUUUUUUCCCGAAUCGGCAACUGGGUUGUAAUAUUAGUUGUGUCUGUGGCCUUGUAAUAUUAGUACUUCAGACAUUUCGGACUCAAAUAUUGACAUGGGUGUUUACUUGCAUGCUUUCACAUCACAUCAUAAUGACAUAAGA